Molecule: messenger RNA, 2451 nt
Organism: Scophthalmus maximus (turbot)
Lineage: Eukaryota; Metazoa; Chordata; Actinopteri; Pleuronectiformes; Scophthalmidae
Gene: gabrb2a
Product: gamma-aminobutyric acid type A receptor subunit beta2a
Exons: 11
Coding region: 822-2402 (526 amino acids)
Biological process (GO): monoatomic ion transmembrane transport; signal transduction; chemical synaptic transmission
Cellular component (GO): membrane; GABA-A receptor complex; synapse
Molecular function (GO): extracellular ligand-gated monoatomic ion channel activity; GABA-A receptor activity; neurotransmitter receptor activity
Source: RefSeq, a predicted model, not a curated record
CCCUCUCUCUCUCUCUCUCUCUCUCUCUCUCUCUCUCUCUCUCCCUCUCCCCCUCUCCCUCUCCCCCUCUCUCUCUGUGAACAAUCUCUCAGCAUUCACUCUGCUCUCGUCUGACAGAGGAAAUGAAUCAGAAACUCAUUUAUUCUCCUGCCGCACAUCUAUUCAUUUCACAGGCUGUGACCACUGCCCACUUGUGUUCAGAUCAGUAGCCGAAGACCUGCCCUUCACGGGCCUCAAUCACUUUAAACAUGUACUAUACACACAACUGCAUGGGCUGAGACAGACAUCACACACAGAACGCAUGACACACGUACGCACGCACGUGCACACACGCACACACACGCACACAAACACACGCGCACACGCACACACCAAGAAACACAUCAAAUAGAAGUGGAUGAUAUAAUCUAUGAUGGCUGUAACUGGUGGUGAUGCAACAGUGAACCAAUGCUUCCAGAAGCCUGCCCUCUACAGAAGCACAGCUCCCACUACAACAAGAUCAAAGCCAUUGAGAAGCGGCUGCGGGUCCCUCCUUGCAGCUUCAGAAAAUGUUCUCAAACCCGGGAAAAUGAAUUGUGGGAUUGUGUUUUGACAUCCCACCUGUCUGCUGUGGCGCUCUGAUGCUCCCCUUUGCAUGGUCAGAUCUGCGGCAGGUCUUCUGGAAACACUGAGGAGUAGUGUAUAAUACCUCCAGUCUCCACGCUUUGAUCUUGGGCUGGCUGCACGCAUGCGCCCCUCAUUGGCUCCUCUGCGCUGUCUGGAGUAAGUUGGAUGCGCGCUCUCCUCACUCGCAUCCCUACACCGCCGCUAAAGCUGUUGCGAUGGGGAGGACCAGGAAAAAUCACUUUGGGAUUUUGACUUUUUCCUUACUGGUGACUCUUGUCUGGGCUCAAAGCGUCAAGGAUAUGAAAGAUCCGAGCAAUAUGCCUCUGGUAAAAGAAACAGUGGACAGACUGAUGAAAGGAUACGACAUUCGGUUGAGGCCAGAUUUCGGAGGUGCGCCGGUGGCUGUGGGGAUGAACAUCGACAUAGCCAGUAUAGACAUGGUCUCUGAAGUCAAUAUGGACUACACCUUGACGAUGUACUUCCAGCAGGCAUGGCGGGACAAGCGUCUGUCCUACUCUGAGAUCGCCUACAACCUGACUCUAGAUAACAGGGUGGCCGAUCAGCUGUGGGUCCCCGACACCUACUUCCUCAACGACAAGAAGUCCUUCGUUCACGGCGUCACGGUCAAGAACAGGAUGAUCCGUCUCCACCCGGACGGCACAGUGCUUUAUGGACUCAGGAUCACCACCACUGCAGCCUGCAUGAUGGACCUGCGUCGCUACCCUCUAGACGAGCAGAACUGCACACUGGAGAUCGAAAGCUAUGGCUACACCACAGAUGAUAUCGAGUUUUAUUGGCGAGGCGGAGACGGAGCCGUGUCCGGAGUCGACAGAAUAGAGCUGCCACAGUUUUCUAUUGUUGACUACAAACUCAUCUCCAAGAACGUUGUCUUCUCCACAGGUUCCUACCCUCGCCUGUCCCUCAGCUUCAAACUGAAGAGGAACAUUGGUUACUUCAUCCUGCAGACAUACAUGCCUUCCAUCCUGAUUACCAUCCUCUCCUGGGUCUCCUUCUGGAUCAACUACGAUGCCUCAGCUGCCAGAGUGGCCUUGGGCAUCACCACGGUGCUGACCAUGACCACCAUCAACACCCACUUGCGAGAGACGCUCCCUAAGAUCCCCUACGUGAAGGCUAUUGACAUGUACCUGAUGGGCUGCUUUGUGUUUGUCUUCCUGGCCCUGCUGGAGUACGCCUUCGUCAACUACAUCUUCUUCGGCCAGGGCCCCCAGCGGCAGAAGAAGGCGGCUGAGAAAGCAGCCACAGCCAAUAAUGAGAAACUGAGACCCGACCCCAACAAGUGGCUGGUGGGAAAUGUAGUUCAGAGAGAUGAUGCUCUGUAUGCCAGAAUGAAACAGAGGGAAAUUGACGCAUAUGACUCGAUGUGGGAUCCCAUCUUUGUGGACGAUGCCGCAUUAGGACUAGGCGAGCAAAGAAAUAAGAUGACUCCUGAUGACAACAUCCUGUUCAGCACCUUGGAAAUGAAGAACGAGAUGGGUGGUGCCGGGGAUCUGUCCCGGGGCCUGGGAGCACCCGGAGACCCCCGCAACACCAUGCUGGCCUACGAUAGCUCAACGCUGCAGUACCGCAGGGCAGCCAUGGCCCGCCAGAACUAUGGCCACAGCGCCUUGGAGCGCCACGCCCAGAAGAAAUCUCGCCUACGGAGACGGGCCUCCCAGCUCAAGGUGAACAUCCCAGACCUGUCCGACGUGAACUCUAUCGAUAAGUGGUCCAGGAUGAUCUUCCCCACCGUCUUCUCCUUCUUCAACGUGGUCUACUGGCUCUACUACGUCCAUUAAACCCGGCAGCGUCCGGUGGCCAGCCAAUGGCGGCCAUGCAAAGAAGGGG